AUCAAAUUAUUUCUGACGUCAACGUGAAAGCGCACCUUUUACAGAAACGGUGUUGGUCGAGAGCAAGAAGAUGGGCACAACAAGAGUGUCUUUAGUUUAAUCAAUAUUGACUUCAUAGUUAGUUUUAUACGAGAUGUUUUUGUGUAAUACUGAGUAAUGAACGAGCGGAGGCUCUCAGGAGACCGUUAAUGUUUGUCUACGUUUGAAGUUGUACACUGAAGUUGAAGUAAGGUUAGCAUAGCUAGCAUCUCUCCCUGCUCGGCUCAAUCCUAAGGAAAAUAUGGUGUCCUGGAUCAUAUCAAGAUCUGUCGUGCUGGUUUUUGGAAACCUGUAUCCAGCGUACUAUUCCUACAAAGCAGUGAAAACCAAAAACGUCAAAGAAUACGUGCGAUGGAUGAUGUACUGGAUUGUCUUUGCCCUGUUUACAGUAGUGGAGACGGUCACAGAUUUAACUAUUGCCUGGUUUCCCCUCUACUACGAGAUCAAGGUUGCAUUUGUGAUCUGGCUUCUGUCUCCCUACACGAGAGGAGCUAGUGUCAUUUACAGAAAAGCCCUCCAUCCUCUGCUUUCCUCCAAAGAAAGGGAAAUUGACGACUACAUAGUCCAGGCGAAAGAGCGAAGCUACGAGACCAUGGUUAACUUCGGCAAGCAGGGCCUGAGCAUUGCUGCAACUGCUGCUGUGUCUGCCGCUGUCAAGGGUCAAGGUGCCAUCACAGAGAAGCUCAGGAGCCUCAGCAUGCACGACCUUACCCAGAUCCCUCAAGAUGACGGGUAUUCAUCCUACGGCUCCAACCCAGCCAGAAGAGCCAUCAUGGACCAACCCGACGGAGCUGAGUAUUAUCGUGAUGAUGAUGAUGACAGAAGUGAUGACGAGGGGAAGGCUGUGUACUCUGAGGAUGAAGCUGUGUCUCAUCAUGGGCUCAGACGAUCUCAGAGCGUUAAAAUCACCCGCUCAAAAGUGCGCAGAGAUGCACGUUAUGGAUCUCUGAAGAUCAAAGGCAGGAAAAGACCAGGGCUGAAUGCCAUGACUUACUCCAGCAUGGAGAACUGAGCUGACUACUGAUGUGUGGGAAGAUGUGUCCACUUUAUUAUACUACCAGCGUGUUCAUAUUCUUCUCUUUUCAUAAGGGCUGUGGACUAUGUUUUUCAACUUUUUCAUGGAUAUACCAGCAGAUCUAUUUAUUACUUCUACCAGCAAGUGUGUACAUACAGUGAGCAUCAUGAGCUUGAAGUGUGUGGGGUUUGACUGACUGAUUGUCUGUAUUUGUAAUGCAUGGCUUUAUUGGUCUGAAUUUGACAUUCAGAUGUCUUUGGCUUCAGUAUUUGUAUUUAGAAAUGUGUUCUUUUUGGAUGUGGGUUUUUAUAUUUCUGUUUCCGUACAUAUUUUGCUGCCUUUUAGAUAAUGUUUUAAGUAGUUUUUACAAAUUGUAGUUUAGGUAAUAAUUCUGAUUCUUCAAAACUUGACAAUGAUUUGUCAGCAUCAGACCAAAAUUCUCUAUAUCAGUAAUGAAGUAAAUACCAAAGAGAACAAAAGGCAGUGUUGUGUUCAUGUUGACUUUUCAGAUGUUUUAAUACAAUUUUCAAAUGUUUAAAAAAAAAAAAAAAAAAAAAAAGGGGUCAGUCAGUUGAUGGUAUGUGGGUUUAAAGGGAAACCCCUUUUGCACAUUCUUUAAAUCCUCGAUUGAAAUCCGUCACUACUGGUCUCCAUGCAGAAUGUUUUGUUUUUUUUAUCUGGGAUAAACACCACACUAAUAUAACAUCUCUGGCAGUGUGCAGGUAAUUCUCUGCUGUUGUGUGGCUGGAUGUGUCAUUCAAAAUGAAUGCAAAAUAUGAAUAAAGCUGGAACAUUGUAAUCCA
Megalobrama amblycephala (Wuchang bream) is the source of this 1857-nucleotide messenger RNA. RefSeq names its product receptor accessory protein 3b (gene reep3b). Gene Ontology annotation, biological process: endoplasmic reticulum tubular network organization. NCBI's taxonomy places the organism in Eukaryota, Metazoa, Chordata, Actinopteri, Cypriniformes, Xenocyprididae. The transcript has 8 exons. Gene Ontology annotation, cellular component: endoplasmic reticulum membrane; endoplasmic reticulum tubular network; cytoplasmic microtubule. Gene Ontology annotation, molecular function: microtubule binding. The coding region runs from base 281 to 1051 and encodes 256 amino acids. The record is from RefSeq and is a predicted model, not a curated record.